Molecule: messenger RNA, 1602 nt
Organism: Aspergillus mulundensis
Lineage: Eukaryota; Fungi; Ascomycota; Eurotiomycetes; Eurotiales; Aspergillaceae
Exons: 1
Coding region: 1-1602 (533 amino acids)
Molecular function (GO): 1-alkyl-2-acetylglycerophosphocholine esterase activity
Source: RefSeq, a predicted model, not a curated record
AUGCCAUCACUCUCCAGCGAGCUCCCCCAAUACUCGGGCCCCUACCGCGUCGGCGCCAUCGACAUCGAAGCCCCCUGCGACGGCCGGAUCGUCCACGCAGCAACCCACCUCGAAGACGGCCAGGCCGCAUUCAAGCUCGACACCGUCCUCUUCACCCUCUACUACCCAGCAUCCUCCGACGCGGUCCCCACGAAACCCCGGCACAGAUGGCUGAUCGAGCCGAUCCGCCUGCGCGGCGAGGGCUUCGCGCGCUUCGCGAAUAUCUCGAACUGGUUCACGGACCGCGUCUUCGCGUUCGUGCUCUGGGCCAUGGCCGGGAGCGUGCGAAUCCCCGCGGACGUUGACAUCCCGCUGCGCGAUCCGAGCACCACGGAUAAACUGGGCGAGCCGCAGGCGGACAGUGCGCACCGGUACCCCGUCGUCGUGUUCAGCCAUGGCAUGGCGGCGUCGCGGACGGAUUACACGCAGCUUUGCGGCGAGCUUGCGUCGUGCGGGUAUGUUGUUGCUGCGCUGGAGCAUCGCGAUGGGAGCGGGCCCGGGAGUGUGGUGCGGCGGGGUGGGGGGCGAAAAGGGACGGUGUUGUCGACGGAUCCUGGGAGGGAGGGGGGCCGGGCUAGGCCCGGUGCGCGCCGACUGCGCAGUGUGCUGCAUUUCGCGACGAAGCAUUUGCAGCAUGAGCCGCCGCUUGAUGAGGAGGGGUUGCAGCGGGCGCAGAUUGCGUUUCGGCAGGCGGAGAUGGAGGAGACGGUUCGGGUGCUGCGGAUGUUGAAUGCCGGUGAUGGGGAGUCGGUGUUUCGGCAUAAUGCGCGGCGGGAGGGGACGCAUCUUGCCGGGUGGAGGGGGAGGCUGGAUGUUGAGAGGGUCAUAGUGGCUGGACAUUCAUAUGGGGCGACGGGCGUGCUGGGCUCAUGCCGUCCCGCUGCAGAUCUGAGCGAGGCCCUGCCUAUCCCCCUUGCCGGCUGCAUCGCAUUAGACCCGGGGAAAGCCAGCGGUCCACUAAACGACGAUAUCGGCGUCCCACUACUAGUCAUCCACUCGCACAGCUGGAGCCGGAAGAUCAGCGUCUUCAUGGGCAGACCGCACUUCGACGUCGUCCGGGACCUCGUGCAGAAAUGCCUAGAGCGAACAGGCGCCGCCUGGUUCAUGACGAGUCUCGGCACAAGCCACGCAAGCUGCACCGAUGCACCCGUCCUGCAACCGCUAUUACUCGGCUGGGCGACCGGCGCAGCAGUCGACGCCCGCGAAGGCGUGCUCUCGUACGUGCGUCGGAUCCGCGAAUUCAUCGACUUUGUCAUCACCGGCGAACGCCAGGGUCUACUGGACCAGGAGAUGACGCACGAGACGUACCAGGAGGAGGCGCUUGUUCCGUGGACGCAGGCGUAUGGGCCGCGCGAUUGGAGGCGCGACUGGCAGAUCCAUGUUGCGCCGAAGGUGCAGGGCGAGAGUGAAUCUGCGAGGAUGAAGAGGAAACUGGGGUCGGAUGCGGAGGGCGGGAAUCAGUCGAGUGAGGGUGUUGAGUCUGGUGAGACGCUUGUUGCAUCUGGUGGGCAGGACGCUGAUGCUGAUGGCGACGUGUCGAGUAAAAGGGCUUCGGGGAAAUAA